Molecule: messenger RNA, 354 nt
Organism: Aspergillus saccharolyticus JOP 1030-1
Lineage: Eukaryota; Fungi; Ascomycota; Eurotiomycetes; Eurotiales; Aspergillaceae
Exons: 8
Coding region: 1-354 (117 amino acids)
Biological process (GO): nucleosome assembly
Molecular function (GO): structural constituent of chromatin; protein heterodimerization activity; DNA binding
Source: RefSeq, a predicted model, not a curated record
AUGGACGUGAAACUACUCACGAAAAGUGGAAAACACAAGAGUUUCCUCCCACCGAGGAAGAAGUUUCGGAAGCUCCAGCGUGACAAUAUCCAGGGUGUCACUCGUCCUGCCCUUCGCCGCCUCGCCCGUCGUGGUGGAGUCGCGCGCAUUAGCGGCACUAUUUAUGACGAGGCUCGCAAAGCUCUCAAAGAUAAGCUGACCGAAAUAAUACGCCGCAUCGUGCAUGUCAUGGACAGCGCCACUACUCCGGGACAUGAGCGUAAGGUCGUGACUUCUAAAGAUGUGGUCUUCGUGCUCAACCAGUUCAACAUUUGCCCUCUCGCGCAUCUGCAUCUACACUUCGCCUACACCUGA